AAGUUCCAUAUUGCUAGAAGACCUUAAGAUCGUGAUCUGGCUACCGUGUUUGCUGUGCCUACCGCAAAGUUUCAGAUCAAGUGUGCUCAAGGACCUGUCUGACUAAGUCAACAUGUUUGGUGUGCGCUCUUGUUUGGUUGCAAGCAUCGCGGCGCUUGCAUUGGCAUGCGAAGAUUUGAACGGUUUCGCUGAGAAAGCAUAUGCUGCAUCGCUGUGGGGCGGUUCCAUUGGCGGUAUCGUAGUGGGAAUCCUGGUGAUCAUCUUUGUCUCACUGCCUUUGUGCUGUGGUGUCUUGAAGCAGUACGGCAAGGUGAUCGGUGCCAUUGGGAUUGUGAUGGGACUGCUGGCUUUGAUCAUUCCGCUCUUUGGAGCACUGGGCUCGUGCGUGCCCUUCGUGGAUGCAGCAUGCAACGAUGCUUGCACUCCGUGCACAGAUGAGGAAAAGAAGGUCUGGGCCAGUGCUUGCCAAGCACUUGGCAUCAUCUUCGUCUACUUGGUGGUGUUCGGUUGGGCAGCCUGUGUCCUGGGCAUUGUCGGAGCCAGCAUGGCUUGCUGUGUUUGCUGCCAGUGCUGCAAAGCCAAGCUGGACGAAGAACCACAAGGACCGGUGUCCUGGACUGUGGAACAGAACAUCCUGCUUCCAGUUGGCACCACCAGCAAUGAAAGCUUGCAUGCGGAGAUCAACGGAUGGUUUCGGCAGACGCAAAACCUACACCCUGCGACGCUGAAACUGAAGCUGAGCAUCCUUACCCUUUCAAAGCUGUUGGCGCACAAUUCUGCCCUGUAUUCACCAACGGCCAGACAGAUGCUCAGCAGCCAUGUCUUGGCGCGUAGAAUUGGUUGCGGGCUUUGGGCGCCGGAGGAAUGGGUAGCAUGGGCAGGAAGGAACAAAGCAGAGCUUCCCAUGGAGAAAGCUCGGCAAAAAGAGGCGCAACGCCUCAAGCAAUUUCGGGCCAAACGCCCUGCCGCGGCCAGAAAGCGCCCAGCUGCAAAAGGCCACAGGACCCCGUUCAACCUAACGAGGUCAAAGGGCAUCCAGAGGGCUGGCGUGCACAGUCGCCCGUAUCUUUCCAAAGAGAAGUAA
Messenger RNA from Cladocopium goreaui, 1084 nucleotides. NCBI's taxonomy places the organism in Eukaryota, Dinophyceae, Suessiales, Symbiodiniaceae. The record is from the annotation of a GenBank genome assembly.